Molecule: messenger RNA, 780 nt
Organism: Perognathus longimembris pacificus (Pacific pocket mouse)
Lineage: Eukaryota; Metazoa; Chordata; Mammalia; Rodentia; Heteromyidae
Gene: Sdhaf2
Product: succinate dehydrogenase complex assembly factor 2
Exons: 4
Coding region: 122-616 (164 amino acids)
Biological process (GO): tricarboxylic acid cycle; protein-FAD linkage; mitochondrial electron transport, succinate to ubiquinone
Cellular component (GO): mitochondrion
Source: RefSeq, a predicted model, not a curated record
CUUCCGCCAUACGCAGGGACGCACCUUCCGGUUCAGGUCCUCCGCCGCUAAGUCCGCUGGGCCGGUGGACAGCGCUUCCCGGAAGUUGCCCGACUGCCGGCUUCCGGUGCAGUAGGGAAAAAUGGCUGUGGUCCCUGUGAUCCCGACUCUGGCGCGGAUGCUGUCAAGGCACAGCCUGCUGUCUCCUUUGUUCAAUGGGACACCAUUCAGACGCUUCUAUAGAGGUGAUAGCCCAUCAGAUUCCCAAAAGGACAUGAUUGAAAUCCCUUUGCCUCCAUGGCAGGAGAGAGCUGAUGAAUCCAUAGAAACCAAAAGAGCCCGGCUGCUGUAUGAGAGCCGGAAGAGGGGGAUGUUGGAAAACUGCAUUCUCCUGAGCCUGUUUGCUAAAGAACAUCUGCAUAACAUGACUGAGAAGCAGCUGAACCUCUAUGAUCGCCUGAUUAACGAGCCCAGUAACGACUGGGAUAUUUACUACUGGGCCACAGAAGCAAAACCAGCCCCGGAAAUAUUUGAAAAUGAAAUCAUGGCCAUGCUGAGAGAAUUUGCAAAAAACAAAAACAAAGAGCAGAGACUGCGCGCCCCAGACCUCGAGUAUCUCUUUGAGAAGUCGCACUGAGCUAGCUGUGUGCCACUACCCUCCCUGGCUCAGUCUGUGGACGGUAACUGCCUAUGACACUGGCUUUGGCCUGCUGCUUCUCCCCCUUCCAGCGAUGGUCACCCCUGUCUCCUGGGACUGGCAUGUCAAUGUUCAGUGCCACUCUUAACAUGCUUUUGUUUGGU